AGAAACUUCGCGAGCGAGUUCGUCUUUCGGAACCCGUCGAACACAAUGGCGGGGAACUUGUGUGUGUGAGCGAGGGCGGUGCGCUGGUAGUACUGGUGCCGCAGGGAAAGAAGCCGAAGAGCUGCGGAGACAACCAGCUCUCAAGAGUGGAGAGGGACGUUGGGCGAGAGAAACCACCCGGGUGUACGUCCCAGAGCCGACCCGGGAGGGGUUUUCCGGGCCCGCGACGUCAGCACUGCAACGCUGUCCCCGCCGUGACGCUCCGUGGGGAGGGAUCCUGCCCAACUCCGCGUCCAGCGCUCGCGCCGACUUGACCUAUUCGCCGGGAGACAGGGGAGGCAGGGCUUGCGAUGUCUGGACCUGUCAUUUACUCCAUCCUUUAUAGUGAUGCUACAGAACAGAAAGGAAUGGAUAAAAAUAUUGGCGAGCAACUCAAUAAAGCUUAUGAAGCCUUUCGACAGGCAUGUAUGGAUAGAGAUUCUGCAGUAAAAGAGCUACAGCAAAAGACUGAAAACUAUGAGCAGAGAAUACGUGAGCAACAGGAACAGCUGUCACUUCAACAAACUAUUAUUGACAAGCUGAAAUCACAGUUACUUCUUAUGAAUUCCAGUCAAGAUAACAGUUUUGGCUAUGUUCCUCUGCUUGAAGACAGUGAAGCAAGAAAGAAUAAUUUGCCUCUUGAUCAGCCACAUGAUAAAGUAAAAUCAGGAAUACCAAGAGAAAAAGAAUUAAAGGUAAGAAGACAAGAGGUUUCUUCUCCUAGAAAAGAAACUUCACCAAGGAGUCUUGGCAUUCCUUUAUUCCAUGAAAGGGCUUAUAUAGAGAAGACUUUCCAGGAUCUAAAAGAAGAAUUUCACAGAAUAUGCAUGCUAGCAAAAGCACAGAAAGACCACUUAAGCAAACUUAAUGUACCAGCCACUGCAACUGGGUUUGCUUCAGCCGUUCCAUAUGAAUAGCAAAACACCAGAGAUUGAAUCUGGCUACCAAGCACUUCCAUAACAAAAGGAAGGUAAACUGAUCAUUUAAAAUGAUAAAUUCUCCUUUACCCUUGUGAUUUGAGAUAUUCUGCAUAUGGUUCCCUAGAGAUGUGAUUUACAGUUUUCACUCUGAAAGAUGUUGCGGCAGUGCUAAUGCCCCUUUAAUUAAAGAUCACUUUCCAUCUCUUCCAUCUCUUAUAUCUAGACUAUUUAAAAAUCAUUUUAUAGUGUAAAUUCACUUUUUGCAUACUACUCCUGUUUUAUCUUCAGAAAAGGUACACAAUAUGGUGGGGAAACAAAACAGUCUUUGUAGACAGACAUAAUUUAUUUCUUCCCCUUUUCCCCCUCCAGCUACCCAGAAAGAAUGCUAAUUCUUUCACCUGAAUUUUUGUCUUUUUCAUGAGAAAUUGAUCUUUUGUGUAGGCUAAAGACACUAAGUACCUCUGGAGUAAAAGAAUUAUUUUUAUUUAAAAUCUACUAGCUAAAGAGAUGUAGUACAUAGAACUCAUAAACAUGAUUUUUUUUAACAUCAGCAUCUUAUCAAAACAUUGUAAUGGUGAUAUAUUCAUCGUUAUACAGAGAACCUACCCCAUUAUCAGUGGCUUAAUACUUUGACCAUUUUUAAAUUGUGCAGGUCUAAAUCUGAGUAUGUAUCUGUCAACUAGGACACUGAGUGUUUAGCUUCAUUUUCUUCCCCACUAAAACCGCUUCCUAAUGUUAUUCUUAUGUUUUAUAGUAAAUGUGUCACAAAUAAUAAGUACAGCAUAUUCUUGAAAUGUUUUAGAUCUGUUGUGCCAUAGACUGCAGUGAAGUUUUGCUGGGUCUAGACAAAACUCAAAAUAUUAAAUAUUAUUCUGGUAGUAGUAGAUCAAAAAGGGAAAGAAAGAAAAAUGUUUUGGGAAAAGAUCCCUAUUCAGGCCUUUUAAGGAUGAACAUUACAUUGAAUAAAAAUAUAAGGAAAAUAUUUUAAAUGUGGUUUGCAUAAUACAUCUGGAAAGAACGUAUUUAGCAGUAUUGUCCCCAUGUUAUUUUUUUUGUUAAAAUUUGACUUUUACCUUUAGAUAAACAUAUAAUUCAUGAAAAACUGCUGAGUUAGUAGAAUUGUACAUUUCCUUUUUCUUUUUUCUUCUCAUCCACUUAUGGCAGUAGCCUUGAGAAGGGAUAAAGAUAAAAUGUAUGUUUAAGCAAAUGUGGCUUCAUAAAAAGUGCUAUUUGGUCCAUAAAGGAGAGUCCUAUUUCAGGGAAGAUGAAGAGAGUAGAAUAUAGGAUCGCAACUUACAAACAACCAUCAGAUCUUUUUCUUUUGUCAAUAUACGAGGUAAUUAGACUAAGAAGUAAUCUAAAUGGACAGCCUGUACUUAAAAUUUAGAAACCUAAAAAUGUUUCUCAUUGUGUUUUUUGUGUCCUUGCGAAAAGAAGUGUUCUGAAAAUAAACAAAAUAGAAAGGCAAUUUGCUCCACCUGAUCAUGUUUCUCAGUAUAGUGUCAGGAUCACAAGUGCUUUUAUGCACCUCAUUUAAAAUUUUUUUUUUAAUGUUUAUUUAUUUGUGGGAGACAGACAGGGUUGGGGGAGGGGCAGAGAGACAGGGAGACACAGAAUCUGAAGCAGGCUCCAGGCUCUGAGCUGUCCGCACAGAGCCUGAUGCAGGGCUCAAACCCACGAAGCACAGGAUCAUGACCUGGGCUGAAGUUGGACGCUCAAUUGAUUGAGUCACCCAGGCACCCCAAAUCUUUUUUUUUAUACUAACUCAUCACUUGAACAGAUUAAUUCCAAAAAUUAUUUUAAUGUGGCUGAGGUAUGCCUGCUAGCUAUAAAAAAGAAAAUAUCUGCUUUAUUAUAGGUGUUUUGAGUUUCCCAGGUUUUGUUCACAAGGGAGAUAGGUCAUCUAUUGGAAAAGAAAAUCAUUUCGGGGACUCUUUGUGUGUGUGUGUGUGUGUGUGUGUGUGUACAUGUGUGUACAUACAUAUACACACACAUACAGUAUGUUUGUCUUCUGUGUCUUCUACGUGUAUGUGUGUAUAUGUACAGCAUACAGUAUGUUUGAUUUAACAUAAUGGUUCAGAGCACAGGAUCUAGAUUAGGUUGCCUGGGUUCCAAUGCCAGAUGUACCACUCAUUCAUUAGCUGUGUAGCCUUGGAAGUAACUGCUCCAUGUCUCAGUUUCUUCGCAUGUAAAGUGGGGAUAAUCUAAUGCCUACCACAUGAUUAUUUUGAGUAUGAAAUGAAUUAAGACACAUAAAAUGAUUAUAGUAGUGCAUGACACAUAGAAGUGCUAUUGAUGUUAAUAGUUGUCAUUAGCAGCAGCAGCAGCAGAUUCUUCAUCGUUCUCCCUGUUCUCCUUGUGAAGAUCAUUUUGAUAAGCAUUUCCUCCUCAGGUGUUACAAAAUGUAGUUACCUCAGCAGUUGAUUUUCCUGAUUUGUUACCUGCAGUUAGCAAAUGUAAUCUGCAAAGAAAGUACCGUUGCCUAGAAUUCCUGCUACUGUUAAGUCUACUGUCAGGAAAAACGACUACUUGAGAGUUAAAGGACUUUGAGAAACCUGCAAGGACAAAGAAAUCCUACCAGACAAUUGAGCUCGGUCUUUGUUACUGUACUACUUCUAGUCACAGACAGAUUAUCUAGUGAAUGUAGAUUAUUAUACUGGGCUGUCUUGGGAACAGAAUACAAAUGCAUUCAGAAUACAUUUAUUGAGGGCAUACUAUGUGUCAGGCACUGGGCAGGGUACUGGGGUUAAGUGGGAAACAAAGCAUGGUUUAAGACCUUAAAAAAUGUACUUCAGUGGGAGAAAGAACAAAUACAGUGCAACAUGUGUAAGCCUCGGGACACCUGUGAGUCAUGCCUAACCCGGUCUUGGGGAGCUAGAGAGAACUAUCCAGAGAAAUUAAGUCUACAUUAAGGAAUGAAGGACAAGUAAGACUUUGGUAAAGAGUACUUGGAGAGGACAUUCAGGCAGCCUGCACAGCUUGUGCAAAGGCCCAAAGACAGGAGAGCCUGGCUGUUUUGGAGAACUGUGCGAAGCCCAUUAUAGCUGGAAUAAGAAGUGCAACGGUUGGGAAAGAUGAGAGUAUGGACAGGUAACCAGGGACCAGUCAUGAACAGUUUUAUAUGACUUUUCUGAGGGAUGAGGCUUUGGAGAGCCAUGAAAAGGUUCUAUGAGGAAGGUAACAUGAUCAGAUUUGUGCUUUAGAAAAGAAAUAAGGAGCAAUGUAGAGAAUGGAUUGGCUAUGAGCUAAAUUUAAAGGGCAGAGCAGCAGUUCAAAGGCUAUUGUAAUAAUCCAACAAGAUAAGGUGGUGUGUACUAAAGAGAGGCAGUAGAUAUGUAAGAAGGUAAACUUGAGGAUUUGGUUGCAAUAUACUGCAGUUGUGUCCAAACAGAAAAUACCUUGUGUUGGAAUGUGCUGUGGCAAAAGAUAGGAAGGUGUCAUGAGACUGCAAGGACCAGAAGGAAAGGAACUGACGUUUGUUAAGUGCUUACUAACUUUGACAGACACUACACAAGGUGUUCUGUGUACCCCGUCUGCUUAAAUCGGCAUCCUUGGGCAAGUCUCCUUUUGUGAGGAUAAAACUUCUCUGAUGACUACCUUUUUAAAGUGCUGAUUUCUUUUUUAAUCUCUACCUUCUGUCCGCUUAAUGAAAAUCACACAUUACCAAUCUCCAACCUACUGUCUUCUUAGGUAAGAUUGUGGAGCAUAAUUUAGUGUUUUCUAAUGUCUCAGGAUUAUCAGCAUAGAGAAUGCUUUGAUCAUUGUGUUUUUGCAUUGAGAAAUGUAGCCCUUAUUGGCCCUACACCAGACUGUAGUGUUUUGUGAGUUCUUAUAUCUGCUAUUUUGUUUUUCUCGUCUCCUCUCAUGCUUUCAGCUCUUGUUGAUAUCUAUAUCUGUCUUCAGCAACUCCUAUCCCUACCUUUUAAUUUGCUGCUUCUAACCAGCUCUGAGCUAAGGGAAAUAUCAUCAAGCUUGUUAGAAUAAAUCUAAAAUGAGAGUAAGAGCAAAAUACAUAUAUCUGUGGGCCUUUUGGCUCUAAUUCUGACUCCUCAGAAGCUCUGUUUACUUACUUUCUAGCUUUUGCCUGUGUCCUAGAGAGCUGAAUUUGUUCUGGAGCUGAAUUUGUUGGAUGAGCAGCUUCCAGAUAAAUGAGCUGCAGGGGCCAUGGUAUCUACCUGAUAUCCACCUGCUAUCUUCAUAGGCCUUUUAUAUAUAUAUGUGUGUGUGUGUGUGUGUGUGUGUGUGUGUGUGUGUGUGUGUGUGUGUAUAACGGGAGAAUUACAUAUUCAUAUACAGUUUUCUGAACAUGCAUCCCAAAAUUUCAUCCUUCUUUUGCCUUUACUGUCUUCUUUCUCUCCAACCCCCACCACUACCACUCCCUCACAUGAAUUAUUGAAAAUACCCAAGGGCUAGACUGAUUGCUGAUAUAUUUUGUGACACAGUGAUAUUAAGGCUAAUAAAUGGCCGAAUUCAUGUCGAUUCUUAACCUGUAUAGUGUUAUAUAUGCCUAGUAAGGAAUUUUCUUUUUAACAACUUAUUUGUCUAAGCAAGCUCACAGUUGUAGCUUCCAUUACUGACAAAAUGUUUAAAUGUAUACACUACAAGCAAAUGUUUUUUAAGCAUAGAGCAGUAUAACUGUGAACAAGAUGCAAAGCUUACAGCAAAAGACCUAGGAAAAGACAAAGUAGUUUCACUGCAACUAAUAAGCUACGUUCCAGUUCACCCACUGGAGACUGCUAAUAGUCCGUGGAAGGUGGUAGCAAAGGUAAAAAGUGCCAGUUGUCUUCAGUUGCUAUAAAAAGGAAUUGUAAAAAUAAUAUUCAUCAUUUUUAAGAAUGAUUGGAAUGCAACCAUUUUCCUUUUGUGUUCUUUU
Acinonyx jubatus (cheetah) is the source of this 5832-nucleotide messenger RNA. It is a transcript of the gene TANK, whose product is annotated as TRAF family member associated NFKB activator. Gene Ontology annotation, biological process: canonical NF-kappaB signal transduction. The record is from RefSeq and is a predicted model, not a curated record. Lineage: Eukaryota; Metazoa; Chordata; Mammalia; Carnivora; Felidae. The coding region runs from base 351 to 956 and encodes 201 amino acids. The transcript is spliced from 7 exons.